AUGCCUUCUUCGAACCAUUUUCUCCUAGUGCUAAACGGUUCCCCUGGUUACAUCAACAUUCUCGACGCUCUAAAUGGCUGGCAACUGGUCAAGGAGCUCACCGAUGCUACUGGUCUGCCUGCAGCCGCUUCGUUCAAGCACGUCUCGCCAGCAGGUGCUGCUGUCGGGCUUCCACUCAACGAUUCCGAAUCUCAAUCCUGUAUGGUUUCUGACUUGCCGCUAGACAAUCGGCGACCAUCACUUGCUGCCGCGUAUGCUCGAGCGAGAGGUAGGAAAGGAGCUGACCGAAUGUCAUCGUUCGGCGAUUUUGUUGCACUGUCGGAGAAAUGUGACGAACUCACUGCGAAAAUUAUACACAGAGAGGUUUCCGACGGUGUUGUGGCUCCCGAUUUUGACGCUGCUGCUCUUUCUUUGUUGGCAAAGAAGAAGAAUGGCAACUAUUGCAUCUUAAAGGUGAACCCAAAUUAUAUCCCUACUGAAACUGAAGAGAGAACUGUGUUUGGCCUACGACUUCGGCAGAAGCGCAACAAUGCCAGAAUCGACUCCAGCACGUUCAGCACCGUGGUCGGAAAGCACAACUACGUCAGUGAUCGAUUAUUCGAGAAAUUUUUAUUCUGUCAAGUUGAUACGCUGCAUUGGAGUUGUCAGUUACAGAAACGCCAUCGAACACUUUGCAUGUCGAAAGCUUUGAUAGGGCUGAGCAAGCAAUCGACGGACGAUUUGAUCGUGGCGACAAUCGCUCUGAAGUACGCCCAAUCAAAUACAGUAUGCUUUGCAAAUCGUGGACAGGUGAUUGGUAUUGGAGCUGGGCAACAGUCACGGAUACAUUGCACGCGGUUGGCUGGAGAGAAAGCCUGCAACUGGUGGCUCAGACAGCAUCCUCGGGUGCUAGCACUUCCAUGGAAGGCGACUGUUCGACGGGCAGAAAAGUCUAAUGCUAUCGAUGUGCUGUGCUCCGGCGUUCUUGGAAAUGAGGUUUCUCUUGACCAAUGGCAGCAGUGUUUCACAGAGCCAGUCAGUCUGCUCACUCCUGUAUCGAAACUUAGCGGAGUAGUGAUGAGUUCGGACGCCUUCCUACCGUUUAGGGAUAACAUUGACUGUGCUAAACAGUUCGGCGUGCAGUUCGUCGCACAUCCUGGAGGUUCGGUUCGAGAUGACGACAUCAUAGAAGCAUGCAACGAGCAUGGUAUCACUCUUAUCCACACCGGUCUUCGUCUUUUCCACCACUAA
Molecule: messenger RNA, 1230 nt
Organism: Angiostrongylus costaricensis
Lineage: Eukaryota; Metazoa; Nematoda; Chromadorea; Rhabditida; Metastrongylidae
Source: the annotation of a GenBank genome assembly